AUGAAUGAUUACCAACUUUCUGAUCUCAGUACCUCUGAUCUGUCUCAGUUUUUUCCAUCAGAUUAUGAUACCUUCCUGGCCGAUGACUUCGACGCAAACGACUAUGCAAGCUCUAUUUUGCAAGAUUCGGAAGAUGCAGCAACUGAUGUAGCCGAUAUCGGAAUGGAAUUGUCAAAGUUAGCAUUUAGCAUUGACAUUGUGAAUAAACAAAUCCAAGAGCAUGUUAUUGCAAAUUAUGAUACGCUUGUAAAGCAAGUUACUGGCAUCAAGGAGUUAGAAGAUGAACUCAAUACGGUCGAGACAAAUAUUAUGGACUUGAAAAACUCAUUACAGUCUCUCUCCUACAAAAUAAAGGAACCCUAUAAACAACUUGUCACUUUCGCAACACAGCUUAGCAACCUGCAAAUUACUUGUGAACUAUUACGAAAAAUCCAUCGUUUUGUUGUGUUAAAGAAGAGACUUGAAGCUCAACUGUCAUCAAAAAGUAAUACUGGAGAUCGGGAUAUUAUCACAGCAGCACUGACGCUUUCAAAAUUGAGUAAUGUAAUGGAAGAAACUGAUUUCGAAGGGAUAGAUAUUGUUUCGUGCGAACUAGAUUUUAUAAAACAAUCACGAAAACAUGUAGAAGAAGAAGCAGCUACUUUAUUAAAAGAAGGCAUAGAAACUCAAAACCAAACGAAAAUGGCGAUUGGAUUACAAGUGUUUUAUAAUAUGAAGCAGAUGAGCGCCCAUAUAGAAGCAAUUGUGCAUAGGAUGUUGGAUUCUUUGUUGCAAAAUAUUAAAAAGGUGGUUGAUUUACAAUCCAUACAAAAUGAGGCAAGAUCAGCCAGCCGCGGUGAUAAUGCCGCCUCACCUUCUGUAGGACGAAAAUCUGUCAACGAACCAGUUACAGGCGGCGGACUAAAUCAUAAGCAACUAGCAGCUGCUCUUUGGAAACGUAUGGAAUUGUUAAUGAAAACUAUGAGUGAUGAGUGUAUAAAGGUUUACAGUCUAGAAAAGGUGUUGGAACUUAAAAAAGAUCCAAUGACGCACAUAUCAUUUUUAGAAGAGAUAUCAAAGACACUCGACGCAACCAGUUUAGUGAACUAUUUUUGGAGAAUAUUAUCGCAGAAUUUUGAAAGAGAAUUGAAGAAUGCUACUAGAUCAUCUAGUUUCUUGCAAAAUAUUUUUGUUGAUGACUAUCCCAAACUUUUGAAACUGUUGCAAGAAUUCUUCUCCAGAGUUGCGUUACAUAAUGGUACUUUAUUGACAGAUUAUUCUCAGACACCUGAGUAUGUGAUUAUGCUUCGAAGUUUUUCAACCUUUCAAAACAGCUUUUUGGCAAAAUCAUUACAGCGUAUGCAAGAAUCAGUUAAUUCUGCAUUUUCAACUUUUGGUGGUCUAACACGAUCGCCACCAGAUAAAAGCCAUAUGCUGAAUAUUAUAAGGAUUAUUGGAAGCGAAUUAGAGACUUCCUCAUUUGAGCCCAAUCUUGUUCAAACUGUAGCCAAAAAUAGCGUCAAAAGUAUCACUUUGUUUUGCAAUAAAUGCGAAAAAAGGAUCCCAACGAACCAACAAUCAAUAUAUACAGCAAAUCCAUCAAAUUCAUCCGUAAUUAACUUCCUGAACAUGCAUUUAGAAAUUGUAAAUAGCUUAUAUUACAUGCAUCAGUCAAUUUGGAAAAUUUUGGAAGAAUAUCCUGAUAAGAUUAUCAGUAUUAUGAAGCCAGGAGCUGAUAAUUGUCACGAUUUAAUGAUGAAAAUAGGGAACAAACUUAUUGAAUUGAUAAAAAAAGAUUCAACAAGUAUAAUUAUGAAAAUUCAUCAAGAAAACUUUGCGAAACUAUCGGGAACAUCAGAUUCGAGUAGUAAUUAUAUCAAAGAACUAACAAAGCAUGUCCGCUAUUACCAUUCUACCAUAAUCCAAAAUUUCUCCUGCGGCGCACAACCGAAAGUUUGGGUUAAGCAAAUAAGUAAACAUAUCCUAAUCACAUUCAUAUCUGAGGCAACGAAGCUUACUAGUUCAUUGAAAGAUUCCGGGAAGUUGAAGCUCUCAGAAGACAUGGCAGAGUUGGAAUUUACAAUUAGUCAGUUCUUGAGUGAGUAUGGCUCAAGAAUUGAAGAAGUGGGUGACGAGUAUAAAGCUCUGAGGGCUGAUCUAUUCAACAAAAUUUUUGAUACAUCGAGUCAAUAA
Messenger RNA from Mycotypha africana, 2172 nucleotides. RefSeq names its product Golgi transport complex subunit 5-domain-containing protein. Gene Ontology annotation, biological process: intra-Golgi vesicle-mediated transport. The transcript is spliced from 7 exons. Bases 1 to 2172 code for a protein of 723 amino acids. NCBI's taxonomy places the organism in Eukaryota, Fungi, Mucoromycota, Mucoromycetes, Mucorales, Mycotyphaceae. The record is from RefSeq and is a predicted model, not a curated record. Gene Ontology annotation, cellular component: COG complex.